Molecule: messenger RNA, 1362 nt
Organism: Magnusiomyces paraingens
Lineage: Eukaryota; Fungi; Ascomycota; Dipodascomycetes; Dipodascales; Dipodascaceae
Exons: 2
Coding region: 1-1362 (453 amino acids)
Source: RefSeq, a predicted model, not a curated record
AUGCCAGUUUAUGUCCCCAUACUUGCUGGUCUUGCAGCAACUUCUUUUGUGGGAAUUGCAGUAUUUCUCUAUAAAAACCCGGAGCUUGUAGAUGAGGUGCUUGUAGAAGUCAAGAAUUUCUUGCUCAAUAAGAAGGCCCAGAUUCAAGUCAAAAUGCAGUCUGCUAACGAGUUUGUGAUACGCGAGGUUGAUGAUACUGGGCGCAUUUUGCGUGAAAAGAUCUUUACAUCUUCAAAGCACAAAGAACCUCCAAUGACUGCCGUCUCUAACAAAUCUUCUUCUUCUUCUUCUUCUUUUUCUUCGUCCUCUUCUGCUGAAGAUGAAAAACGAGCAUUUUUGAACCCAGAGGGUUAUUACACGGGCCGCAUGCCUACACCAUCUUCAUCGGGAUGCACUACGCCUACGUCCUUAAAGGGCAGUGACGCGGGCCGCGAUUUUGAGUCACUGCGUCGCAGACUAGGUCCGGAGAGCGGAUCCUUUCACGCUGGUCGUUCUACUCACCAACAAGCCUCGUCAUCUGGCUUUGCACGCCCCGCUGGCGAGGGCGUGCCUGGAAACUUUGAUGCUCCCGAUUAUUUUACUGAGGAUGGUGAUGAAGACAUAUAUGCGCCACCAACUCACACAAAGAUUUUGGAAAACAUUCCAUUGGAGUAUCUCGAGCGCGAGAUUAGAAGACGCAAAAGCGGCUCCACAUCUGUUGAAACUUCGUAUCAUACAGUGGUGCCAUCUCUUAUGACAUCGUCAUCUUCUUCAAAUAAUCCAUUUGCAGAUGCCUUUAAGACACCUGAAGAUGAAGAUGAUGAUGACGAGCCUCCGUCGCUUCCUCCCAAAAUCCCUAUUGGUAACGAUAAGACUUACACACCACAGUUUUCCCGGCGCAAUAGCUUGACCAGCGAGGUCAGCGUAUCGAGCUCGAUUUUAUCCGGGUCCGUGGCAUCCCUAUCCUCCUCAUGGCAAAACGUGCGUGUCCCACCUACUUCAAAUAACGGAUUGACGGAUUUCCAAGAGUAUGAAAGACAGCUGCGUGACAAUAUGGGUGGGCUUAACUAUCAGCCAAUGGCUGGGGCUUCCAUCUUGGCGGGGACUACUGCUGACACUUCUGCGGCGCAGAAUAUCCAAAACAUGGAUGCAGCUCUUUCUUCCGAACCCUCGUUGGUCUACAGCUGUCCAAGCAGUGUAACCUUGGAAUCUUCAAGCCAUGGCUUACAUGAGAACCCCAAUGGAGACUCAGAAUCAGAGGCGUUGACGCCUAUUGUAUCACGUUCCAGUACUCUUGAUUGCGAAAGUGUGAUUUAUCAAGACACAUCGUCAGAGUCUGGUUAUUCUAACCAGUCUAGCAGACCCAGAAGACACGUACAUUAA